GACUUUGACCGCUAAAACACACACACACAAGCGCUCGCGAAAGCAUGGCUGACCAGGAAGGUAAAGGUAAACCUGAAGGCGAGUUUGCCAGGAGGAUAGACCCUACCAAGGAGAGUCUGACACGAGAGCAGCUGCAGUUCAUCCGGCAAGCGGAACUUGCUCAGUGGAGGAAGAAGAGCCAAAAACUCCGCACCAGAAAUGUCAUAACUGGACUCGCCAUUGGAGCCCUAGUGAUGGGAAUAUAUGGGUAUACAUUCUACUCUGUGUCUCAAGAAAGGAUCAUGGAUGAGAUAGAUGAAGAAGCAAAGGUGGCUGCCAGGAUGCGAAACUCAAAGACUGGAGCGAACUAACUAAAAUUAGAAUUGGUUGCCAAAAGAUGUUUUGCACUGUGGUUUGCACCAAUGAAAGGCAACCGUUUUUUUUUUUUUUUUUGGCCUAUUCUCAAAUGGCUCCCUGCCUCAUCUAUAAGUGAACUACAUAGAGAAUGAAAUAAUUCUAUAUCUUUGUUAUCAGGCUGCCCAUUACUUAUUUCUGGAGAUGUGCAGACGUUUUUUUUUUCCAGUACACUUAGCCUUAAUAUUCAGAUAUCACAUAAAGUGUUGAUUAUGUGUGGUCUAUUUUAACAAGUCUAAACUAGGUGUGUAUACUAAACACUUGUGUAAAAACUACCAUUCCUUGGCUACAAACUACACCAUGGGUCUUUAGUCUUAUCCACAAAGGUUUGACGUACAUUUAAAAUUACGGCAUUUGGCAGACGCCCUUAUCCAGAGCGUCUUAGAUUAUUUUCAUGUAUACAGCUGAGCAGUUGAGGGUUAAGGACCUUGCUCAAGGGCCCAGCAGUGGCAGCUUGGCAGCGCUGGGAUUUGAGCUCACGAACUUCCUAUCGGUAGUCCAUCUUAACCACUGUGGUUUUUCAUUCUGAUCAAGCAGGAACACACUUUCUGGAUAAGGUUGAAGAUCCCUGAACUAGUUAGCCUUAUUAGAACUGAUUAUAUUAUCUAAUAAGAACAUUAACUAGACAUGAAUUCUAGUGUUUGAGGUACAGCAUAAAUUUCCUGGAGCAGAAUAGGACUGCAAUGAGCCAGUGCAAAACUCUGUCCAGAAUGGAGCCAUUUGAGACUCAGCAAUAGAUUCUUCAAGACUACCAGAUGCUCCUCUGUUCAUUCAUGAAGAUUUGUAUAAGAAAGCCACAGACUGGAAGAACAAUUAUGUCUUGAAUGAAAAUUACAGUCAAUAAUUGUGAGGAUAAUUGAAUCAAUGUACCACAAGAGGGCACUGCUAAACCUUAUGCUCCAUGGAAAGUGAGUGUUCUCUGACACAGGGUUCAGCGCUGCAUAGACCUUUGGCCAUAUAAUGGAAAAAAUGUUGAUGAAAAGUUUAAAUGGUAAAUAAUAUUAAGCUGUAAAGGUUUUGUUUUUUGCAACCUAAAUAAAUGUCUGAUAUUUGCCAUA
Molecule: messenger RNA, 1451 nt
Organism: Pangasianodon hypophthalmus (striped catfish)
Lineage: Eukaryota; Metazoa; Chordata; Actinopteri; Siluriformes; Pangasiidae
Product: cytochrome c oxidase assembly factor 3 homolog, mitochondrial
Exons: 2
Coding region: 45-350 (101 amino acids)
Biological process (GO): mitochondrial respiratory chain complex IV assembly
Cellular component (GO): mitochondrial inner membrane
Source: RefSeq, a predicted model, not a curated record